AUGGUCUCCGCUACAUCAUUUGUUGCUCUUAUCUUCGGCGCCUCUCUGGCGGCCGCCACCCUUGACCCAGCCUCCUCGAACACCAAGGGCAAGUGCCCCGGCACUGUCAACUGCAGUCCUGCAAAGACUUCCACUGCCAUCCAGGCUGCUGAGUGCGCCUACAACACGAGAACCUCCAAGGCGCAAACCUUCGCCGUCUUCGAGACCGACCACCAGUACGACUCCUCCCACGGUGCCCCCUAUGGAACAUGUAAGGCAUACACCUGCACUGCGCCAACGGAUGCUGAGAUGACGAAAUCGGACGACGAUUGCUGGACCUUCUUCUGGAAUGACAACGGAGAGUCAUCCGGUGUCGGAACUACCUGCAUCAAGAGCCCUAAGGAUGGCACUUGUGGCUGCGAGAACUCCGAUGGAACUUUCAUCUACGGCGGAAGCAACUGCUCUUAG
Aspergillus alliaceus is the source of this 447-nucleotide messenger RNA. RefSeq lists its product as uncharacterized. NCBI's taxonomy places the organism in Eukaryota, Fungi, Ascomycota, Eurotiomycetes, Eurotiales, Aspergillaceae. The record is from RefSeq and is a predicted model, not a curated record. Bases 1 to 447 code for a protein of 148 amino acids. The transcript has 4 exons.